This is a messenger RNA of Diaporthe citri, 1452 nucleotides long. RefSeq lists its product as uncharacterized. The record is from RefSeq and is a predicted model, not a curated record. The transcript is spliced from 2 exons. NCBI's taxonomy places the organism in Eukaryota, Fungi, Ascomycota, Sordariomycetes, Diaporthales, Diaporthaceae. The coding region runs from base 1 to 1452 and encodes 483 amino acids.
AUGGCUCCACGAGAAGCCCCCGUAGCUGGCAGCUUGCGGCCUUUUGACCCUACAGCAUACACUAGCAAGGCCAAAGCCGCCAAGGUCGAGGCGUCGCCGUCGGAUCCGACGACCGAUGCUAAAGCGGAUGUCAGCGCCAACGUGCAGACCUCGACUGGUGGCAAACCAAGUCUGGAGCCUCAGGGCUACCCGGGAGGACUCAAGCCUGCCGCCGAUACCGCUUCGGUGGAGGCUUCCCCAUCGGCAAGGAACACUGAGCCACCUCCCGCGGGGAGUAGCGCUCUAGCCGAGAAGCCCCCAACAGACGGUACUGGCACGCAGCGACUUGUCAGCCUGCGACUGAUCAAGAAAAUCUACAAGGCGGAGGUGGACGACAAGCAAUAUUCCUUUGCCGAGAUCGACGGCUGGACCUGCAAGAUACCCCCUCGACAGUACCGUGAGGGGGAGCUCGUCCUGUACUUCCAGAUCGACUCCUUCCUACCAGGCACUGACGACCGUUUCGGCAAGGGCUUCGGCAAAGCGAGGAAGCUCCAGAUGCUGGACGGAAAGCUGGGCCAGAGGAUCAAGACGGAGAGGUUUGGCAGCGGCGAGGACAAGAUCGUGUCGCAGGGCAUGGUCAUGCCGGUGCAGGCCUUCCCGGAGAUCUGGAAGAAGCUCGAGGUGGUGCGGCAGUUCAUCUCGAUCGGCCCGAUGGAGCGGAACGUGGAGCUGAUCAACCUGACCCUGCUGGUCAUGUACCGCGACAGGAACUGGGCGGAGGUGCUGGGCGUCAAGAAGUGGGAGGAGACGGCGGCGCAGCAGAAGCAGCCUGAACAUCGGCGCCUCGGAUCGUACCCGGGAGAAGUGUUGAGGCGAACGGAUGUGCCGCGGGUGGAGGACUGCCCGAACCUUUUCACAAAGCACAAAUACAACAGGCUGGUCUACCAGGAGAGCGUCAAGAUGGAUGGCGCUGCGAUGGUUGUCUACUUCGUCAAGAAGUCAUGCGCUCACUUCGACUCGCUCAACCCGCUGCCAGACAAGGUCGGGCCCAACACCGUGCUCGAGGGAGCCCAGGGAGCCCGAUUCGGCGUGUGCAGCAACAAGGUCGAGAAGAACGAGCUGGAGGAGCAGGGCCCCGGGGGGUUUCAGGGAGAGCUGUGCGGCGACAUGAUCCAGCGCAACCGCGAGGGCCUCCCGGAGGGCGAGCAGGACUUCUUUGUCUUCGCGAUGUUCGACAUCGACAAGCAGGAGUUCAUCGACCCCAGGGAUGUGGAGAUGAUAGCGAAGGAGCUGGGACUCAAGCAUGUCCCCGUGUUGGGCUACGUCAAGCUCACUGACAUCGCAAGCAGCCACCAGGAACUCAAGAGGCGCGCGGCACAGAGGAAGGGCGAGGGCCUGGUGUUCAAGUGCCUUGAGGACGGGCGACGGUUCAAGGUGAUCUCCCAUACGUACCUGCUGGAGCACGGAAUUUGA